Messenger RNA from Trypanosoma brucei brucei TREU927, 1452 nucleotides. Its product is annotated as variant surface glycoprotein (VSG), putative. The transcript has a single exon. Lineage: Eukaryota; Euglenozoa; Kinetoplastea; Trypanosomatida; Trypanosomatidae. The record is from RefSeq and is a predicted model, not a curated record. The coding region runs from base 1 to 1452 and encodes 483 amino acids.
AUGCGUUUAGAGGUGCGUCAAACACUUAAGCCAAAUGUGACAAAACGCGCACUCGCAACUCUGACCGUACUCACGACGGCCGCACUGCGGGCCGAAGCUGCGUUCAAAGCGGACGCAGCCGCCGACAUGCACCUUCUUUGCGCAGCAAUGGCAAUCGAAAAAGUAGAACCAGCAGCGCCGACACUAGCUGACAACUUCGACAAUGAUAUUAGCGAAUUGCGCAGAAUGAAUAUGUCGACAGCCGACGACAGCUGGCGAAGCAAUUUCAAAGGCGACCCCAAAACGGACACAUGGGAAAGCCGCAGCAAGGCUGGUGCAACAGAGCCAUUUGUAUCUCAUUGGAAAGCCGACUUCGGCAAGUGGCAGCAAGACUACCAAACGGCGGAGGUCGCAAACAAGCCGAAAACCUGGCUAGCAGACAACCCACAACCGCAGGGAACAUACGCCAAAAAAGUAGCGCACAAACUAAUAAACGAUACCCUAACUGAACUGAUAACCAAGAUCGCGGACUACGCACAAACCAAACACAAGAUAGCCCAAGCAGGUGCAACGAAGGUGAAAGAGCUAAUCUCAGAAGCACUAUACGGCGCCGGCCAGACAAGCUUCGAACCGAAAAGCGACGCUACGUACAAGUACUCCAGCAACUACGGCACCGCCUGCGGCGGCAACGGAGGCAUGAGCAUCGCAGGCGACUUACUCUGCAUAUGCUGCCAAGCCACAACCGGCACUACCAAUGCGUGCGACAAUAGCGGUAUACAAUGCGACUGGUCAUCAAACAACAUGAACAAUCACAUCGCCACAGUAAGAAAGAAGUGCCCCACAAGCAAGCCAUCUAAGCUAACCUUAGCAGGACUCAUACAGCUAGCAGCUCAACUAAAAGCCGGCAUCAGGAAGGGAGCCAAAGGCACCGCAGUCGCCUUCUACCUCGGCGGAAGCCACGACACCUGCGACGGCACCACCGACCAAACUUGCGUUGACUACACCGCACAUUACGGCGCUGGCGGCACCAAAAGCGGAGUCAACAGCAUACCAUGGAUAGUCAAGCUCAACGACGCCAUCGAAACCAUGGAAGAGAUGGAGAAAAAUGCCCAGAAGGCCAGAGAAGAAGCAAAGGAAAUCCGGAUGCUAAUAGCCGCUGCGAAAAGAGCGUACAGGACCGCAAUCGAGCCUUCAAUGAAACAAAGCAACGAACCAGCCAAAAGCAGUGAAGGCCAGACGAAGAUGCAGCAGCCCAGCGAAACAGAAGAUAGCUGCAACAAAAAGGGGCAAAAUGAAUGCAACUCUCCAUGCAAAUGGAAUCCCGAAGCAGAGGGGAAAAAAUGCAAAUUGGACAAGGAGGAAGUAAAAAAGAUAGCAGAUGAGGUUGCAAAGGAUGCAAAAACAAACACCACAGGAAGCAAUUCGUUUGUCAUUAGCAAGGGCCCUCUUUUGCUUGCAUUUUUGCUUUUUUAA